Molecule: messenger RNA, 1221 nt
Organism: Zychaea mexicana
Lineage: Eukaryota; Fungi; Mucoromycota; Mucoromycetes; Mucorales; Lichtheimiaceae
Product: peroxisomal membrane anchor protein conserved region-domain-containing protein
Exons: 3
Coding region: 1-1221 (406 amino acids)
Biological process (GO): protein import into peroxisome matrix, docking
Cellular component (GO): peroxisomal membrane; peroxisomal importomer complex
Molecular function (GO): signaling receptor binding
Source: RefSeq, a predicted model, not a curated record
AUGACUAACGACAAUAACAACAACAGCGAAAGCACCACCUCUUUGCCACCACCCGGCAAUCAACAGCCAAGCACCAAUGAGGCAGGAACAUCACCAACAACUACGCAAUCUCCAACAUUAACCAAUUCAAGUACAAUCAGUAGUACUGCUCCUGCCAAACAGCAAGCACCAGCACCAGCACCAGCGACCACCACCCCCUCACAACCACUCCGUGAAGACAUGAUCAAGUCAGCCGUCUCGUUCUUGUCGUCUCCUAAUGUCCGAUCCGCAGACAAUGCCAAAAAGGUCGCAUUUCUUCGCCAAAAAGGCCUUACAGCGGACGAAAUCACGGAAUCAUUUAAACGGGUUGGAGAGAAUGGAGCAGCUGUAACAGCUACGGCAAGCGCACCGGCACAGGCUAUGGCUUUACAACAAGCAGGACCUCCAGUCGUAAGCCGACCUGCCGUCCCACCACGACCGCCUCAAGUUGUCUAUUAUCAACCUGCUCCUCCACCUGUCAUGCCGAUACAACAGGUGCUUGGAAUUGCAUUACUUGCAGGUUUUGGAUUAGUUGGUAUCACUGCUGGUAUACUGCGUAUCAUCAAGCGAUUCAUUGGGCCGAUAUUCGACUCAAUAGCAAGAUACCAAAGCGAUCGUUAUAACCAACGGGCGGCGCUUCUCUCUAGACUAAGCAAGACAAUUGCUGAUGUCAAACCGGUCCAAGGCAAUAAGCAGCUUGUAGAAAAACAUCAGACGCUGAGCGAACGGGUAGCGAACGUGGUAAAUCUUGCCGAGGAACGUGUCAAAGUAUUAAGCGACAAUGAAACAUACACUGGAUUCCGCAACAAGGUGACCGAACUAAAGGAUGCCAUCACCCAUCCUGACUACAUGUACUCGGCAUAUGCGUCCCAGUUCAGCUCGUAUGGAUACACCCCAGGACGAACGAAUCACUCGAACGACAGUCCUGCAGUACAAUCGUUCAAGAGCGAAAUCAGAAGCUUCAAAGGCAUGCUGUUGAACAGACGAAACUUUCCUAUGGCAAAUACUACUAGUACCACCGGCAGCAGCAACAACAGUCGACCUUCUUCUCCAGUAACAACGACUCCUCCUGUCCGUGACGUCCCUCAAUACCAUCCUCGGCGGCGAGAAUCCUUCCGCUCUGAAUUAAGCAAUAAUAACAAUGCUACUGCGUCAUCAACAUCUUCACCGCAAACUACAACUGUAUCUCAACAAAGUCAAUGA